This is a messenger RNA of Eremomyces bilateralis CBS 781.70, 951 nucleotides long. RefSeq names its product chromatin associated protein KTI12. The record is from RefSeq and is a predicted model, not a curated record. The transcript is spliced from 4 exons. Lineage: Eukaryota; Fungi; Ascomycota; Dothideomycetes; Eremomycetales; Eremomycetaceae. Bases 1 to 951 code for a protein of 316 amino acids.
AUGCCAUUGAUACUCAUCUCCGGGUAUCCUUGUUCGGGGAAGACACACCGCGCAACCCAACUCCUCGAAGCCAUACAAACCCGAGUAAAGCAAGCUCCGACCUCUUCGUUCGUCGCGAAUCUCAAGGUACAUCUAGUCAAUGAUGAAACCCUCGGACUCUCCCAUGACAUAUACGGCAACACCCGCGCCGAGAAGGAUGGACGAGCCGCAGAGAUGAGCGCCAUCAAACGCCUGCUGAGCAAAGACGCCAUCGUUAUUGCCGAUGGAUUGAAUUAUAUCAAGGGAUACCGAUACCAGCUCUUCUGCGAGGCCAAGGCUGUAGGGACAACCAGCUGUGUUGUCCACGUAGGCGUGCCCGCUGAUGAGUGUCGAGCUGCCAAUGCUCGUCGCAUUGAAGAUCCUAAUGCGACCAAUGAGUAUGCGGAGGAGAUCCUCGAAAACUUGAUAUUCCGGUAUGAAGAACCGAACGGCAUGACGAGAUGGGAUAGUCCCCUUUUCAUCGUGAUCAAGGAGGACGCGGAGCCGCCCGUCGAUGCGAUCUGGGACGCAUUGAUCGGAGGCGAAGGCAAACCGAAGACGGUCAAACCGCACAUGGCGACGGUGAUGAGCCCGACCACCCCGCAAGAUGCGCUCCAAGCCCUCCAUUCCCAAACCACCGCCGUCAUCUCCGCCAUCCAAACCUUCCAAGGCAACGCCCCCGACUCCUCGGGUGCGGUGGUCACUAUACCCGGGGUGGAGACUCCCGUUCAGUUGCCCAUGAAGGCGGUCGGUCCGGCACAACUGCAAAGGUUCCGGCGGCAGUAUGUGCAGAUGAGGAGACAAGGGGGACUGGUGAUGGGCGGAGGCGAGAAAAGUAAUCAGGUCGGGCAGGUGGGGGGGCCAGAGGCGGCGGAAGGAGGAUAUAAAUCUGGCUUCGUCGAGUACCUGAACGCGGAAUUUGAGAGGCCAUGA